Physeter macrocephalus (sperm whale) is the source of this 4535-nucleotide messenger RNA. RefSeq names its product diphthamide biosynthesis 2 (gene DPH2). The coding region runs from base 2206 to 3756 and encodes 516 amino acids. Gene Ontology annotation, biological process: protein histidyl modification to diphthamide. The transcript is spliced from 5 exons. The record is from RefSeq and is a predicted model, not a curated record. Lineage: Eukaryota; Metazoa; Chordata; Mammalia; Artiodactyla; Physeteridae. Gene Ontology annotation, molecular function: 2-(3-amino-3-carboxypropyl)histidine synthase activity.
GGUGACCUCAGAAGACCUGGGGGAAGGAUGGGAGGAUGCUUGGACCCAGGCCUUGGUAGGGGGUGGUGGGGCCAACCUCUCACUCCUGGGGUGGAAGGGGCACUGCUAUAGCCAAGCCGCCUAGGCUGGAGCCAUUCCAGAUACUGCAGAUGCCCUUUGAGGUAGGUGGGGACUGCAGUAGUGUCAGCAACCCCCACUCCCCCCAUUAAAUUAGUCCCAACGUUUAUGCAUGCAUACAUUUACUUAACCAAAACGCUGAGUACUAGGCCCCUAAUUCUGCCAUGCCUUGUUCUGUGAACAAAAGCUGGAUCUAGUCCAUAGCUACCAUGCUAACUAAGAUGGGAAAACGGGACCAAUGAGGAAGGCUGCAUGAAGGAAGUUUCAUUUCUGAAGGGAACGGGAGGUUUCCUAGGUAGAGGACUUGGGGCCUUGGGCUGGCAGUGAGGUGAGGCUGGGCUCAGUUGGGAGGGAAGAAAUGGAGAGUGGCUUUGAAUUCCAGGGUGUGUUUCUUGUGUGGGGUUAUUGAGGCACCCAGGCUUGCACUUGGUUGAGGAGAGGUAUAGAAAGUGGGGCUGAGCAUGUGGGGGAGGAGAUAUGGUGGACCCCAGAGGAAGAGGAAGGCAGGCCCUAGUGUUGUCUGCAAACCCAUAGCUCCCCAACUCUAUGGCACCUGACCAGCACAUGAUGGUCAGGGUUUGGUCAGGACCAAGGACAGCUCCCGGCCUGCUGUUGCUCUCCUCCCUUAGCAGGGUUCCUUCCCUUUCUAUCUCAGCCAUAGUUCCACCCUGGCUGCCUCUCAGGCACCCCAGCCAUCUCCUCAGUAAGAUCGCAAGAGCAGGACUGGGUUCUCCUGACUCCCAGCCCUGAGCCAUGAGUCUCCUUUGGAAGUGUUAGGAGAACUGGUUACUCCCACGAUUUUCUCACUUUUUCUCCUGUUCUUUUCCCAACCUCUGCGCAAAUUCUGUGUCCUCCAUUCUUCAUCCUCAUUCAAUCUCUUCCCACACCAGCCAGCAUCAGCCCUCCUUUCAUGUCAUCCCCUGAGGUCACUCUGUCCCCUUUCCCUUACCCCUCCUCCAUCCCAUUCUCGCCUUACUCUUGAUUUUCCACUUCUGGAGUAUGUGGAGAUGUUUCACAUACUUCCUGUCUUUUCUCCUAUGACAUAGCACCCAGGUGUCUUCCUCCCUGCUGCCAUGAUCAAAUGUAGCAUAUAUAACCUGGGAGAAUGAGGGGUCUAAAGAACAGCUUCUGAAAUCAGACCUGGGUACUGAUGGUGCCACUGAUUUGCUGUAUCUUAUUAGGCAGUUAGCCUCUUUGAGCCUCCGUUUCCUCAUCUGCAAAAUGCAACAGCUCUUACUCCAAAGACUAAACUCUGUAGUACCUGGUGAACGAUACGUGCUCAGUGUUUGCUUGAUUGAGACUGCUGUGAGGAUAGUAGUGGAUUCUUCCAGUACAUGUGCUAUGCAAAGGACUACUUUAUGAAGUUUUAUAUAUAAAUUAAUUUGCCCCAGCAAUCCUAUUAGAAGUACUAUUGUUACAAGCCCCAUUCUGCAGAUGAGGAAACAGCCAUGAAGACGUUGAGUAACUAAGAGCCUCAGUAAUUAGUAAGGGGCAGAGCGCAAUGUUGAAACCUAGGCAGUUUGGUACCCAAUUUAAAAAUUAUGCAAUGCCUAAUUCUCUAUCACCACGCAGCUGACAGAGUGCAGAGGAAGUGCGUAACAGUGUAGGCGGAUAGGAACUGCUCAAACUGGAGUAGUUAUUUUCAGGGAGUCGGUGUCUCUGAGGGCGCUUGGCAGCUGAACCGGAAGACCAGCGCCCGGAGAGGCGGGCCAGGAGAACUACAACAUCCACAAGACUCCGCGCCUUCCUCUGAGGCACUUCCGAUUGGCUUCGGGCUGAGAGGCCGACUAUUGGUUCUCUGUGGGCGGCUUGGCGAGGGCUGGAGGGCGGGAGCCGUGCUGAUUUUUAGAUGGGUAAAGUUGCCAUCAGCCCCGCCUCAAACACCCGGAAGUAAUCUCCCUGGGAGGCCCACGUAUAGCGGAGAAACGGGAGUUUGGAUGGGUUGGGCCCUGUCCCAACGGCUGCGGGCUAACUGACUUCCCCCCACCCCCACCACCUCCACCACCAAGCUACUCCGACACUUUGAGGGCCGUUUUUGAGAAGGCGGGGCCUGAAGCUGAUUGAAGGAGGUCCCCGCUGCCUCCCGCUAUGGAGUCUACAUUCAGCAGCCCCGCGGAGGCGGCGUUGCAGCGAGAGGCGGGCGCUGCCGGGCUGCGCACUCCUCUUGGGGACCUGGACCGAGUGUAUGAGCUGGAGCGAGUCGUUGGAUUUGUCCGCGACCUGUGGUGUCAACGGGUGGCCUUGCAGUUCCCUGAUCAGCUAUUGGGAGAUGCUGGGGCCGUGGCUGCACGACUGGAGGAGGCCACAGGGUCGAAGGUGUUCAUUCUGGGAGACACAGCCUAUGGCAGCUGCUGUGUGGAUGUACUGGGUGCUGAGCAAGCUGGAGCUCAGGCCCUUGUACAUUUUGGCCCUGCCUGCUUAAGCCCUCCUGCCCGCCCACUGCCCACUGCCUUCGUCCUUGGUCAGCGAUCUGUGGCCUUGGAGCUCUGCGCUAAGGCCUUCGAGGCCCAGAACCCAGACCCCACAGCGCCUGUGGUGCUGCUGAGUGAGCCGGCCUGUGCCCACGCCCUGGAGGCCUUGGCCACCCUUCUGCGUCCACGGUACCUGGACCUGCUUGUCUCCAGCCCAGCUCUUCCCCUGCCAAUGGGCUCCCUCAAUCCAGAUCCUGAGCCCCUGGAGCGUUUUGGGCGCCGCUUCCCCCUGGCUCCAGGGAGGUGUUUGGAAGAGUAUGGUGCCUUCUAUGUGGGGGGCUCUGAGGCCAUCUCUGACCCUGACCUUGACCCAGACCUGAGCCGGCUGCUCUUGGGCUGGGCGCCAGGGCGGCCCUUCUCCUCCUGCUGCCCAGACACAGGGCGGACUCAGGAUGAAGGUGCCCGGGCUUGGCGGCUAAGAGCACGUAGACGCUAUCUGGUAGAGAGAGCCAGAGAUGCCCGUGUGGUGGGGCUGCUGGCGGGCACGUUGGGUGUGGCCCGACACCGUGAGGCACUGGCACACUUGCAGAACCUGAUACAGGCUGCUGGCAAGCGUAGCUAUGUGUUGGCCCUGGGGCGACCCACGCCUGCCAAGCUUGCCAACUUCCCUGAGGUGGAUGUCUUUGUGCUGGUGGCCUGUCCUCUGGGUGCCCUAGCCACCCAGCCUUCUGGCAGCUUCUUCCGGCCCGUAUUGGCACCGUGUGAGCUGGAGGCUGCCUGCAACCCUGCAUGGCCACCUCCAGGCCUGGCUCCCCACCUCACACAUUAUGCGGACUUAUUGCCUGGCUCUCCCUUCCACGUGCCCCUCCCUCCACCUGACUCGGAGCUGUGGGAUACCCCAGAUGUGUCACUCAUUACUGGGGACCUCCGACCCCCACCUGCCUGGAAGCCAUCAACUGAUCCUGGAUGCUCAGCCCUAACCCCGAGGCCCCAGCUGGAGCUGGCUGAGAGCAGCCCUGCAGGUGAGUGUGGCAAGUCUCCACUCCCAUCUGAAUUCUUCCCCCAUGUUCAGGCCACUCAGCCUCAACCCGCUCCCUCUGCAGCCUCAUUCCUUAGUUCCCGGAGCUGGCAGGGACUGCAACCCUGCCUGGGUCAGACGCCGGUGACGGCAGCUGUGAGCGGAAGACGAGGGAUUGCCAUCGCCUACGAGGAUGAGGGAAGCAGCUGAUACCAUGUGGGGCCAGAGCCACAGGUGGACUUAAGACCUUUAGUGCUCCCUGCACCAACCCCACUCUUCUGCCAGGAUCCUUGAAGGAGCCUCUCACUGAGGCAGCCCCUCACUGGGGAUAGGAUUCAGCUCUUCCUGUCCUGUCCUGGCGCUGGCACAAGGCUUAGCACAUAUUGGCUUAGUAAAUAUCUGUUGUUUGACUGAUGGGGCAACAGCUUUGGGUCUUCCCUGAAGCCUUCUGGGCCAUCUGUUCUCCUGGGAACAGCACAAGACAUUUGAGGGUCUGCCUUUGUUAAAGGCAGGUGCUAAAUGGUUUAGCCCAUGGUUUCUCAAUCUUGGCACUAUUGACAGUUUGGGCUAGAUAAUUAUUUGCUGUGAGGAGCUGUCCUGGGCAUUGUAGGAUGUUUAGCAUCAUCUCUGGUUUCUGCCCAGUAGGUUCCGGUAGCAUGCCCCUCCCCAGUUGUGAUGACCAGAAAUGUCUCCAGAUGUUGGCAAAUGUCCCCUAUGGGGGCAAAAGCUUCCCCAGCUGAGAACCACUGGUCUGCACCUAUGCUGUCCAAUACAGUAGCCACAUGUGGCUGUUCAAACAUAAAUUUGAAUUAAGUAAGAUUAAAAACUCAGUUUCUCAAUCACACUAAUCACAUUUCGGUGCUCAGAUAGCCACACGAGAGGACAGUGCAGCUGUAAGACAUUUCUAUCGUUGCAAAGAGUUCUGUCGGGCAGUGCUGGUCUACACUGACUCCAAUUUGUUUCUCAGGGAGAUCACAGAAAUUUGAAUA